GAAAAUAUAAAAACACUUACAAGUUAGACCGCAGCCUCCGCCCCCAACCACUCACCCAUUCAAAAGGCCAAAACAACUUCACCUGCAAAGCAGCAGCAGCUGCAGUGAAACCCUAAAGGAACUCAACGAAAGAGACACAACCCAAUAUCCAUCUUCGUCCCCUUUCCUCCAAAAUCUCAUCUUUCUUAUCGUUAACGAAGAUGUCGAGGUCCUGAGGAUCUUUCACAGUCACCACCACUAAACCUCAAAGAAGCUUCCGUAUCCAGGAACCGUAAUCAUGGGAAAGACUGGAAUCAACUUGUUCGACGACACGAGCAAUGGGUUCUUCUCAGUUUCCGAUUUGGGAUCCGAUUGGAGCCUCCAGAACCCGAAUUACCGCCCAGUUGGUGGGCUAUUCGCGAGUGUUAAUCAGUUAGGAGCUGGGUUCGGGUCGGGACUCGGGUCUGGAUCUAUUCCGGAUCCUCCAAACAGAGACAACAGUAGCUUCACUGCUCAGCUCAAUGAUCUAUGCACAAAGUACUUGCCUUUCAAAGAAGUGGAGGUGGAGGAAGAAGAAGUGAUUGGUCAGAAGAAGAAGAAAGGAGGUUUCAAGCUCAAGCUUAAGAUCUCAAAUCCUGCGUUGCGGCGGCUGUUCAGCGGAGCUGUGGCCGGAGCGGUUUCGAGGACGGCUGUUGCUCCGUUAGAGACCAUUAGGACCCAUCUAAUGGUCGGAAGCGGCGGCGAGUCCACCACCGAGGUGUUCCGUGAUAUCAUGAAGCAUGAAGGGUGGAAAGGUCUCUUCAGGGGUAAUUUGGUCAAUGUCAUUCGAGUAGCACCUGCUCGUGCCGUUGAGCUUUUUGUAUUCGAGACAGUUAACAAAAAGCUGACUCCCAAGCUCGGAGAGGACUCGAAGAUUCCCAUCCCAGCUUCAUUGCUCGCGGGUGCUUGUGCUGGUGUUAGCCAAACCCUCUUGACAUACCCUCUCGAGCUAGUCAAGACCCGUCUUACAAUUCAGAGAGGUGUGUACAAGGGAAUAUUGGAUGCCUUUGUCAAGAUAAUAAGGGAGGAAGGACCGACAGAACUCUACAGGGGUCUUGCCCCGAGUCUUAUAGGAGUGGUUCCAUACGCAGCAACAAACUACUUCGCCUAUGACUCCUUAAGAAAGGCGUACCGUAAGAUGGUGAAGAAAGAGAGCAUCGGAAACGUGGAGACUCUUUUGAUUGGUUCUUUAGCUGGUGCCUUGUCCAGUACCGCGACUUUCCCCUUGGAGGUCGCUCGGAAGCAUAUGCAGGUGGGAGCAGUUGGUGGCAGGGUGGUUUAUAAGAACAUGUUGCACGCUCUGGUCUGUAUACUGGAGCAAGAAGGUCUUGCGGGUUGGUACAGAGGGCUUGGACCGAGUUGCUUGAAGUUGGUUCCUGCAGCUGGGAUAUCUUUCAUGUGUUAUGAGGCGUGCAAGAAGAUACUCGUUGAGAAUAAUAACGAGGAUGCCUGAGCUCUGUUUGUGUUACACCUCACAUGGGUACUUAUGGGUUUCAUCAUCAGACUAACACUGAUGGAUCUGGCAAACUAAAUCAGGUCAUGGUUGAUGAUUCUGCAACUAUACGUGUACCUGUUGAGACUCCACAUUCACAGUUAGGAGAUUUGAGUUUGAAAUUUUGGGCUGGCACACUAUUGAUUCUUGUGGAACUAAACAUCCAAAAGAUUCCUUUUUUAUUGUUUGAUUUGGUUUUUGUAUUGUUUUCUUGAUCUGACAUAGCUUUACUUUAUUUUACUUGCUCAAAUAAGUUGGAAAUGCAA
This is a messenger RNA of Brassica oleracea var. oleracea, 1776 nucleotides long. RefSeq names its product adenine nucleotide transporter BT1, chloroplastic/mitochondrial-like. The transcript is spliced from 3 exons. The coding region runs from base 278 to 1471 and encodes 397 amino acids. The record is from RefSeq and is a predicted model, not a curated record. NCBI's taxonomy places the organism in Eukaryota, Viridiplantae, Streptophyta, Magnoliopsida, Brassicales, Brassicaceae. Gene Ontology annotation, biological process: transmembrane transport.